AUGAAUAAAUCAUCUGAGAAUAAACCUUAUAGUAAUAAAAUAAAAAAUAAAUUCCAGGCAUUUUUUUACAAAAAUAAAUAUUCGAAUAUUAAAAAUGGAAAUAAUAAUGCCCAAAAUGGAAAUGAAGCUUCAGAAAAUAGAGUGAAUGAUAAUUUUAGUGCCAUUUUUAAUCAAGAUAAUAAUAAUUUUUUUUACAAAAAAAAAAAUAGUACAUCUAAUCAAGUAAAUAAUCAUAAUACAAAAAAUAUGGAUAAUAAUAAAAAAAUAGGAAAUAAUGAUACAAAUAAUUUUGAUGGAAAUACAAAUGUUAUGAGUUAUAAUGAACAAAUAUAUCAAUAUGAUAAAAAAAAAGAAACGAAUAGAAGAAAUGAAAUGGAAAAAUAUUGUAUAAAUUUAAAUAAUAAUGAUACUAAACAAAAUAUCGAACACAUAAAUAAUCAAACAGCCAUUCAAGAUAAUAGAGUAAUAGUUUCAAAUACUAGCCACAAAAAUUCAUACAAUAAUAAUGGUAUAAAUCAAAGAAAUGAAAUAAAAAAUAAUAAUUAUGCAGAUUAUUUUAAUUAUAUGAAUGAUUCUACAAGUAACAAAACUGGAGGAAAUCAUAAUGGUGGUGAUGGUUCUAGAACCUAUGAAAAUUAUGUAAAUUAUAAUACAUCUAAAAAUGUUAAUAAAUAUUUUGAUAUAAAUAAUAAUUCUACAUGUAUUAACAUUUCGGGACAAAAAAAAAUUAACUAUUAUAAUUCAAUAAAUGAUUCUGUAGAAGGUUCAAAUCGAAAUAUAGUAAAUCGAUCUACUGUUUUAUAUGCAGAUGUGAAUGAAAAAAUAGUUAGUAUAAAUAAUGUUGAAAAUAAUUCAAAAAUUAACCAUAAAAAUUUGCAAAAUGGUAAUAAAAAAAAUGGAAUAUUACAAAUGCAAAAUGAUACUGUUAUACAAACCAAUGAAAAUAAAUGUCUUAAUAACCAUUUAAAUAAUCGAAGAAAUAAAAAUGACGUUAAUGCAAAUAUGCAUGAAAAUUAUCACUCAAAUGAAAUCGAAUGCAAUGUAGAUAAUAUAAAUAAUGUUGGUGAAGAUAUUCCAAAUUCUCCAAAUGGAAGAAUAAUUAAUAAUAAUCGAAGUAUGAGUUUAUGUAGUAGUAACAAUAGUAUGUAUGAUGUCAAAAAUAUAACUAAUAAUAGUACAUAUAAAACAAACGAUUUGAGUAAAAACAAUUUAUCAAAAGAAGAUGCAAACGAUAGUAAAUUGUUAAAUAGUCAAAAUGGAAAUGCAUAUAAUAUUGCUUAUAUGUUUAUAUAUCAAUAUUAUUAUGUUUUACAUACUAAAAAAGAGAUGAUGUAUAAUUUUUAUUCCGAAAAUGCAGUAUUAUUAUUAAGUUAUAAUAAUAAAAAUAUUGAAGAAGAAGAAGAAGAAGAGGGAGUAAAUUGUAAAGAAAAUAGAAAAGCUGAUAAUAACACAUUUUUUAAGUUAGAUGAUAUAAAUAUUGAAGGAAGCCAAAAAAAUGAAAAUAUGAUAAAAUUAAAAAAUAGACAUAUGAUAUCAGAAUAUUAUAAAUACAUAGAUGUAAAUGAAUGUAUUGUUCAUAUAGAAUCAAUCGAAGUUAUUAAUUUACAUGAUGAAAUAUAUAUGUAUAUUUAUGGUAAAAUUAACAAAAGUAAAACAUCAAAAAUUUAUCAUUUUUUUGUACAAAAUAUUCAUUUGCAUAAAUAUAAUGCUUAUCAAUAUUAUGUAGAUGUUGAUUUUAUACAUUAUUACAAUACAUAUGUAUAUCCAUUUAAUGAUAAAUUCCUUGAAUGGAAUACUGAUUCUCAAUUAGCAACUUAUAAUGAAAAAAAAGGAAAACAGAAUGCAAAUGGAACCUCUUCUCUUCUUCCAUCCAAAGAUGAUUCUAUAAACAAACAAAAUUAUAAUAAAGCAAACAAAGGUGAUUCACUACUAUUUCAAGGAAUUGAAAAAAAUGAACAAGAUAGAGAAUACGGUUCAGGAAACUGUCACGAAAAUUGUCACGAAAACUGUCACGAAAAAUGCCACGAAAAUUGCCACGAAAAUUGUCACGAAAAUUGCCACGAAAAUUGUGAAGAAGAUGCAGAAAAGAAUAAUAAUAGUAGCGCUAGUAGUAAUAACGAUUUUUAUAUGAACAAAUUAAGUAAUGAAAAAAAAAAAAAAAAAAAAAAAAAAAAAAAAAAAAAAAAAAUAACACAAAAUAAUGAAAUUAUUGGAGAUAAUAUAACAUCUAUAGAAGAUGAACAAAGGAAAUUAUUUACUGAAAAUAAUAUUAAUAAAAAUAUUGAAAAAGGAGAAAAAAAAAAUAGUAAUAAUACUUGCCUUGUUACAGUACAACAACAAAAUGGUGAUGAUAUUUUAUUAACGAAUGAAACGAAAUAUGCAAGCAAUCAAUGUAUAGCUAAUACGAAAGAUAAAAAUAAUAUUAAUGGAAAACUGCGAAGUUAUAGUAGCGAAAUAGGGCAAGAACAUGAUACGAAAAUGAACACAAAACAUAUUAACAAUACUAAUUCUAUAGUUGGAAAUAAUAAAUUAGAAAAUAAUAAAAAAUCUCAAAAAAAUGAACAUAAAGUAUGGAAUGUAGAAAAAGGUGGUGAUAAUAAUUUUCCGAAAAUGGAACAUAUUUUAAAAGAGGAAGAAAAAAAAAAAAAUGAAAAAAAAAAAGGAAAAAAUAAUAAAGUUGAUCCAAAUAGUUGGGUAUUCAGAGUUAUGAAAAAUAACCAACCAGAUUCAACAUCUAAUAAUAAUGAAUUAAAUGACAAGUCAGUAAAUAAUAAAGAAAACGAAACUGGAAAAAUGAAAGGAAACAAAAAUAAUAAAGAUAAUAAAGAUAAUAAAAAUAAUAAAGAUAGUAAAGAUAGUAAAGAUAGUAAAGAUAGUAAAAAUAAUAAUAAUGUUGAAUAUAAUAACAAUAUUGUUACUGAUAAUAGCGAAAGUGAUGGAAACAUAUCUGCUAGCGGUGGAGACGAAAAGGAUGCAAAUGAAGAAAUAAAUGUAGUAGAUAAAAAAAUAAUAAUUCAUAAUAUUCACAAAAAUAUGGAUAAAAAAAAAAUAAAUGAUUGUAUUGUAGAUAGAUUAAAAAAUUACAAUGAUGGCCAUGCUGUACAAAUAGAUAUAUAUCAAAGAUCAGCAAAAAAAAUAUUCCCUAAUACAUAUAAUUAUCAAAAUAACUAUGAUAAAUUUUCAGAUUAUUUUUAUGCCAUUGCUGAAUUAGAUUGUAGACAAAGCCAACAAAUUUUACUUGAUGUAGGUUUAUAUUGUAAUGGGAUAAAAUUGAAUAUUGAACAUUUUAAAGAAAAAAAAAAAUCAGAUAUAAAAAAAUUCAAUAAAAAAUUUAACACUUUUAAUAAUAAUAUUAUAGAUUUAAACAAAGGAAAAGAUUACAAAUUUAAAGGCAUGCAUUAUCGAGGAACAAUACCAACUCCUAUAACAAAACCUACUCCUUUUAAAGGAAAACGAGAAAAUAUUUUUGUAAAAUAA
Messenger RNA from Plasmodium yoelii, 3477 nucleotides. RefSeq names its product conserved Plasmodium protein, unknown function. Lineage: Eukaryota; Apicomplexa; Aconoidasida; Haemosporida; Plasmodiidae. The record is from RefSeq and is a predicted model, not a curated record. Bases 1 to 3477 code for a protein of 1158 amino acids. The transcript has a single exon.